AUGCCCAAAACUAAACUCGUAUCUGUAAAAACAAUAAAAUUACAAAGACGAAAAAACAUUCAUUAUUUUGAAACUACAGAAUUUAAAGAAAAACUUAAACUUUCAAUUGAAAAUAACUUUCCUGGCUUCUUUUCUAAUAGAAAUGAUUUAAAUUUCAAUCAUGCAAUAGAACAACUUUUGGCACCUUGUAAAAAGACCAGAAAAAAUCAAGAGAGAACCCCAAAACCCCCAAAUGCAUUCAUUUUAUAUCGAAAGGAUAUUCAAAGCGAAAUAAAAGAAGAAAAUCCAAAUAUAAAUCUCGUACAAAUAUCAAAAAUUAUUGCAGAACGAUGGGCAAAUGCUCCAGAUGAAACAAAAAAUCGAUAUACUAUACUAGCAGCCCUUUGUGAUCGAGUUCAUCGUGAUAUUUUUACAGAUGAUAAAGUUAUGUCAGAGUCGAAGGAAAGUGGAAAAAAAGAACCCAAUAUGAAGUCUGUUGAAACAUUAAAGCCAUGGUCACCGCAAUCUUCUCCAAAUGAAAAAAUAUUUUUGCUCAAUAGUGCCAUUCCUCAAGAAAAUUAUGAAUCAGUAGACAUGCUACAAGAAGAACAGUUUGCUACUGAAUCACAGUAUUUAAAUCCCAAUAUAAGACUUAGUGACACAUUUCCGGUGAACGAACAAAUUGAAACAAAUCACCUUAUCUAUCUUAACUACGAAAUACAAUCAACAGAAAAUUUACCUUUUGGUUCAAGUGAAAAUAUUAUUAUGGGCACAACUUUGCCACAAGAUUUUAAUAGCUAUUCAAUUGCAACUUUAAAUCCUAAUUCUUUAAUAUUGGACACAACUCUUGCUUUUUGUUCAUUAGAACCAACAUAUGAACAAUUACGUAAUAUUUUCGAAUUGAAUAAUUUAGAUAAUUCGAACUAUCUAAAUAAUUUGGAUAAU
Molecule: messenger RNA, 924 nt
Organism: Racocetra fulgida
Lineage: Eukaryota; Fungi; Glomeromycota; Glomeromycetes; Diversisporales; Gigasporaceae
Source: the annotation of a GenBank genome assembly